Molecule: messenger RNA, 4876 nt
Organism: Acanthopagrus latus (yellowfin seabream)
Lineage: Eukaryota; Metazoa; Chordata; Actinopteri; Spariformes; Sparidae
Gene: tbl1x
Product: transducin beta like 1 X-linked
Exons: 15
Coding region: 1090-2631 (513 amino acids)
Biological process (GO): regulation of transcription by RNA polymerase II
Cellular component (GO): histone deacetylase complex
Molecular function (GO): transcription corepressor activity; protein binding
Source: RefSeq, a predicted model, not a curated record
UUCCAAAUCUGAAUGACUGAGCAAGGCGAAAGGAGAAUUAAUCAACCGCUGCGUGACCAGGCAGGCGAAAAAUAGUGGCGGUGUAGUGUGUGGGGGAGGGGCAGCAGCUCACAGGCCAGAGAGGCGACAUGCUCCACUGUAGCCUGUGUGAGGCUCAGCCCGGCGCUUCUGCUAAACACUCAAAUAUCAGCGCUACUACUCACUUUAACGCGGGUUUUUACCGAGUGUGUGCCACGUUGAGGGUACAUGUUGUGCGACUCUGUUCAUUUCGGGUUCAAAUCCGAGCCAUUUUUCGCUCCCAUUUUAGGCACUACAGCACACACACACACACACACACACACAUAUAUAUAUACAGCAGCUUUUGUAGUAACGGCUCGUAAACGUGGUCUUGUGACGACAGGGACGAUGUAUGUUGAAGUGAAAACGGGUUAAUUUGGGUUUAUAUGCUGGUGUUUUUGGCGUGUAAUCAAAUCGUGUGAGGGCACACAAGAUAUCAAACUAUUAAUGAUCUUAUUAAUUGACUUAUACGUUCGGUCGUGUUUCCAUUAUUCAGGUUUAAGGUCAGCUAGCCUUCACUUCAACCCCCCCUCGCCGCCCCUCCACACUCUCUCUCUCUCUCGCUCUCUCUCUCUCCCAUUCUGUGUGUAGGUCUCUCUCUCGCUGCCGAUCAGCGCCUGCUGCUGUCUCUUUAUGUUACUGUUCUCAGUGAACGGUGAAACUCCACAGAGUAGCCUGCAGCCUCAAGCCCACAGAAACUCGGGUGUAAUUUUUUUUUUCUCCUUCUGUUCUCCAACUUUACCGCCCAGUUGUGAGUGAGCACAGCCCGAGCCCCCAAAAUACGCUUCGUUUAGCCCCAGCAGAAGAAGAAAAUUAGCCGACAGUGAGUCAUACGAGGCAGCGGUCGGAACUUGAAAUAUGACGAGAAGCAUAAUGGAAGGAAAGUCGCAGCUAGCUUGCUGAAGUUGGAGGUUUUUCUCCUUGUGGAAGAGGAAGAGGUGGCGGCGGCGGCGGACACCACGAGUUCACUCUCACAAUAAAAGGAGUGAACCCAGCCUUCCAACAUACCUCCCCACCUUUCAGUGGGCUAAGAUGAGUAUUACCAGUGAUGAAGUGAACUUCUUGGUCUACAGAUACCUCCAAGAAUCAGGUUUCUCCCACUCAGCUUUCACCUUUGGCAUCGAAAGCCACAUCAGCCAGUCCAACAUCAAUGGAACACUAGUGCCCCCUGCAGCCCUCAUCUCCAUCCUGCAGAAGGGGCUUCAGUAUGUGGAGGCAGAAAUCAGCAUCAAUGAGGAUGGUACAGUCUUUGACGGUCGACCAAUCGAGUCACUGUCGCUCAUCGACGCAGUCAUGCCAGAUGUGGUGCAGACGCGGCAACAAGCCUUCCGUGACAAGUUGGCCCAGCAACAGGCGGCCUGUGGCAAUGCAGCUUCAACCUCUGGAAUGCAGUCCAACACACCAAAGAAUGGAGAAGCCACUUAUAAUGGGGAGGAGAACGGCACUCACAACAUGAAUAACCACAAUGAGCCCAUGGAGAUGGAUGUAGAUGUAGAGAUACCAGCCAGUAAAGCCACGGUGCUGCGAGGCCACGAGUCUGAAGUGUUCAUCUGUGCCUGGAACCCUGUCAGCGAUCUGCUGGCCUCAGGCUCGGGGGACUCCACCGCCCGGAUCUGGAACCUGAACGAGAACAAUAACUCCAACUCCACCCAGCUGGUGCUGCGCCACUGUAUCCGAGAAGGUGGCCAGGAUGUCCCCAGCAACAAAGACGUCACCUCACUAGACUGGAAUAGCGACGGGACUCUCCUGGCAACGGGCUCAUAUGAUGGAUUUGCUCGGAUAUGGACAAAGGAUGGAAAUCUGGCAAGCACCUUGGGGCAGCACAAAGGGCCCAUAUUUGCACUCAAGUGGAACAAGAAGGGGAACUCUAUUCUCAGUGCUGGUGUAGAUAAGACGACAAUCAUUUGGGACGCACACACAGGAGAAGCCAAGCAGCAGUUCCCUUUUCACUCAGCCCCAGCACUGGAUGUCGACUGGCAGAACAACACCACCUUUGCCUCCUGCAGCACAGACAUGUGCAUCCACGUAUGCCGGCUUGGCAGUGACCGGCCCCUCAAGACCUUCCAAGGCCACACGAAUGAAGUUAAUGCCAUUAAAUGGGAUCCAUCGGGCAUGCUACUUGCCUCCUGCUCAGACGAUAUGACCUUAAAGAUUUGGAGUAUGAAGCAAGAGUCGUGUGUCCACGACCUCCAGGCUCACAGUAAAGAGAUCUACACCAUCAAGUGGAGUCUGACAGGCCCCGGCACAAGCAACCCCAACUCUAAUAUCAUGCUCGCCAGCGCCUCUUUUGACUCGACAGUACGACUUUGGGAUGUCGAGCGGGGGGUUUGUAUUCACACUCUGACCAAGCACCAGGAACCCGUCUACAGCGUGGCCUUCAGCCCCGAUGGCAAGCACCUGGCCAGCGGCUCCUUUGAUAAGUGUGUCCACAUUUGGAACACCACGACCGGAGCCUUGGUCCACAGCUACAGGGGCACUGGUGGGAUCUUCGAGGUGUGCUGGAACGGCACUGGGGACAAAGUCGGUGCCAGCGCAUCAGACGGCUCGGUUUGUGUUCUUGAUCUCCGAAAAUAGCGGACGUGAGACUUUGAUGAUGAAUCCUGGAAUGUGCAGCAAAUUGCCUUCUUCUGACAUCAGCAAACAAACUGUCACUGCUCGAGAAGAGCCGUAAGGUGGAAUGAAACAAAACCAGUUUACCGCAGCAGCUGCUGAGGAGCCGACACCAGCUGACUCCAGUGUACCUUACAGUUUGUCGAUGUGUGUUUUAUGAUAUGCCUAUUUGAAACACGUCGGUCAAGAGAUCCCCAAAACUGGACUGAAUCCAACUCCCUGGGUGCAUCCACGUUUUAAAAGGUUUCUAAUGAGGAAGGGCUGCGAUCCCUCCGGGCCUCUGGUCCAGCUGUUAUCGGGGUGAAAGGGUGGAAACACAAAGAUGAGUUUUAUAUAAAGAGAAAAGUGUUAAUGAGACACACGUGUUUGGCUGUCAAAGGCAACAAAUUGUGAAAGAAAGGUUGUGGUUUUAGAUUUCCCUCUGAGCAAAUGUUACUUCAUGGGACGUGAUAAAAGUAACAGAUACUGAAGCACUGGUUUGUCAGAGGACAGGGUGCUGAACUCAACUCAGUGGAUAAUAGUUUUGUUUCAGGAGUGCUUCUCGUUUUUUUUUUUUUUUUGGUCUAUUUUCCACAGAUGGACUUUUGAAAGUCAAAACUGAAUGUGCCGCUGCAAGGUUAGUUCUUAUCUCACGUUUAACACCAGGAAAACCUGCCAAGAAACAGUCCUAACCUCCUAAAAUGACCUGCUCAGUUCACUCGAGAUUAGAAAACGUCAUUUUGUGGACAAGAUGUGAAAAGUGGUUUACAAAGAGAAUUUUCUCCCUUUUUUGGAUGUAAAUUUAAGAAUGUAAAGAUAUGUAAAUUAGAUUAAUACACAGACUUAUAUACUGUGUAUAUAUGUUUAUAUACAGUACACUUUAUUGCCAUCCUGUAGGGGCUCAUUAAUGGCUAGAGCGGUCACAUCUUUGCUGACAAAACAUGAUGAGAACUCUUUUUAAACAAAGCGCAUGUCUCAUCAGCUCCUUUUUUAAUACUCUUUUUCAAAUGGGCCAAUCACAACCCACCGCAAGUUCUUUUGUUCUUCAGCGAGUCGCAAAUGGCAUUGACGCAGAUGUGUUAAGCAGCUUUGCUUUCCACUACUGAUCCCUGAAAGCCACGGAGGAAAUGUGCAACUCGGUCACCUGCAUUCAGGGAAUCCUCUGGGGGGGAAUAGUCAUCACAGUCCUCUGCUUGAUUUCUGCUUUAACUGUGUAUUUUAUGUGGAACAGGACUUAAUGCAGGAAAACAACUACUGCUUGAUUAGCAUUACCAUGGUUUCUCUUUGGCACUUUCCUCUGAACAAUCUACUGAAAAUUCAGAGCACAUUUUGGCCAGAAGGUGGAGGUGUGGAGGUCAAGCAAAAAGUCCUGCUGUUGCUUUAAAAUGAAAAAAAAAAAAAAAAACCUCUGAUUGGUCUCGUUAAGACUCACCAAAUGCUGCCAGAUGAUCAGAUUUGGUCAUAUUUGAAAUGCCUGUCUCGUGGGCAGUAAGUCUGCCUCCCUCUACUUAGUGGGAUCUCAUGUAAAAGAUCUUCAAACUAACUCGCCACCACUUUGGUUAGCCUUUUUUUUUCUGGUCCCUUUCCCUUUCUGUCGACUUCUGCUUGAGCUAUGUGAAGUGCACUUUUUGUAAUGGGCGGUUCAGCAAAUGUUCAGAUUGUGCUGAAAGUGAAGGGCCAAUGUUUUAUUUUUGUCUUUUUUUUUCUCCCUCUUUUUUUAAUUGUCACAUUUGGAUAUUAAAUGUCCAGUGUGUAGGAUGUAGGGGGAUCUGUUCAUAAAUUAUGUUUUCAUGAGCGUUUAAACACCUUAAACUAAGAAUCGUGGUUUUCGUUACCUUAGAAUGAGCCUUUUAUAUCUACAGAGGGAGCCUUCGUGUUUUCCACAUUUUAAGCGGCCGCUGUAGAGGAGGGUGAGGCGCUGUAACCUCACCACUAGGUGCUACUACAUCCUACACACUGGUCCUUUAACGGGUGGUUCAUUGUUUUCUGACUUUUUCAUUUGAGAGCCAUUAUUGUCUGUGUCAGACUGAGAAUUGGGCUGUGGGUCGGUGGCCUUUCUUGGCAUGCUAAGGAGCCCAAAAUGGAAUAAGUGCUGUGACAGUUUCUCUCUCUCUCUCGCUCUCUCUCUGUCUCUCUCGCCCUGGUCCAGGGUGUGGUCACCUGUUUCCAAGACAAAACGUUGAAGUCAUUCAGUGUCUCAAAUAAAUCACUCUAUUUUGAUAUCAGAAAA